UACUGAUCAUCUUGACGUCAAAACAGGAAGUGCUUUCGUGCUAUCCGAGUGUAGUUGGAGUGAAAAUUGUACCGCUCAUUACGAAAAGAGGUAUAUGUUUCUUUGUGAGUCGUGAAAAAGUAAAGACGGUGUAUUCAAGGAAACAAAACACCUGACUUGUCGAAGAAAUUGCCGCAAGCCAUGCAGACCGAGAAAGAAGGAGAAGAUGAUGUCUCUCCUGAGGAGUAUGUUGCUCUGUCUGAUUUCACUGCAAGUGGUAGCGACCAGCUUAGUUUCAGCAGGGGGGACAGACUGCUCGUACACACCAAACCUCCAUCAGAGUGGUGGUGGGCAGAGCUGCAGGAGGUCAAAGGUUAUGUAGGGUUAGCUGAGGAUGAGGGAAGACUAAAGGACCCUUGGCAAGACGAAGAAUACUUUGGCAGCUAUGGUUUGACACGUAAAGACAUCCCGAAGCUUCACUUGGAGAUGUUGUCAGACAAGAGCCGCACUGAGGCGUACCGGCAGGGUGCCUCACUGAAGAACAAGGUGGUGAUGGACCUCGGCUGUGGGACUGGUAUCAUCAGCUUGUUCUGCGCUCAGCUGGCACAGCCCUCAUUGGUGUAUGCUGUGGAAGCGAGCUCCAUGGCGGAUUACACCCGGCAGCUGGUGAAGCAAAAUGGCAGUGAGGAGGUGGUCUCUGUGCUCCAGGCUCGAGCAGAGGAGAUCGAGCUGCCAGAGCGGGUGGAUGUCCUGGUGUCUGAGUGGAUGGGAAACUGCCUGCUGUUUGAGUUCAUGGUUGAGUCAGUUCUGCUGGCCAGGGACCGCUGGCUCAGGGAAGGCGGCGUCAUGUGGCCCUCGUCUGCAGCCCUCACCCUGGUGCCGUGUCAGGCCCACAGCUAUUAUGAUGAGAAAAUGGCCUUCUGGGAGCGACCCUACGGCCUGGACUUCACUCCGCUUCAGCCCCUGGCACAGCAGGAGUUCUUCACCAAGCCGAAGUUCAGCCACCUCAUCGAGACUGCCAACUGCCUCUCCACUCCCAGUGAUGUCAUCAGCCUGGAUAUGUCCACGCUGCAAAUCAAUGGCCUGGAGGAAAUAAAGGGUCAGUUUCAGUUUUGUGUGGCGAAACCCAGUGUUUUUCAUGGAUUCACCACUUGGUUUACGGCUCAUUUUGAGAGUCUGGAGACGGGAUGUCCACCAGUGGAGCCAAACACGGGGCCUCACUUCGAGCCUACACACUGGAAGCAGACUCUCUUCAUGCUUGACAACCCAGUAAGCGUGUGUGCAGGGGAGUCCAUCAGUGGAAGCGUUGUCCUGCACAGGAAUCCCGUGUGGAGACACCAUAUGACCAUCACCCUGCAUUCGAACAUUAACGGCAGCACAGAGGAAACAGAAAACUGCAAGGCAAACAUCUCAUCUACCCUUUUUUUUUUACCUUAUAAUUAGUGUUGCAUUGAUCUUAUCCAAUUACACUUUUAUGUUUCAUUCUUUUGCAGUGUGACUCUGCUUUACACAUACGACCCUUAAAUAGUCCUGACUUCACCUCUCAGCCCUUACUGUCUUUUUUUUGUUUUUUCUCUGUCCAUAGGUCGGUACAAAGAGUUUUCCUCUGUGGAGGUGACAGAUGCUCCAUCUGCAUGUGGAGCUGCAGAAAUGCAUUUCAGCUCUGGGUCUGUGAGGUAUCAGCUGCUGAUCUGGAAAACAGUGUGACAGUCCAGUAACAGCUCAUCUGGCAGCACAUGUAGACUUACAGAGUUAAAGCCUUUACAUUACAACCCCAGGUGAUUCAGCAUACCACGAGCAAUGUUACAAAGGAGACGAACACAGAAGUUAAGAGCUAAAAGUUAUUUUGGGAGAAUUAAUGUCACUUUGACUCAAAUGCUAACUGGGCUAGGAGGGCAUUACAGAAAUGUUCAUACAACAGCGUGUUAACAGAUAUUUGUCUCAAAGUGCAACAUAAUAAAUAUCCCCCACAUUAAGCUUUUA
This is a messenger RNA of Labrus mixtus (cuckoo wrasse), 1962 nucleotides long. RefSeq names its product protein arginine methyltransferase 2 (gene prmt2). Gene Ontology annotation, molecular function: protein-arginine N-methyltransferase activity; protein binding. The record is from RefSeq and is a predicted model, not a curated record. Lineage: Eukaryota; Metazoa; Chordata; Actinopteri; Labriformes; Labridae. Gene Ontology annotation, biological process: peptidyl-arginine methylation. Gene Ontology annotation, cellular component: nucleus.